GGAGGAUACCCCCGAGCCCAUCGACACCAACAUCAUCGGCAGAAUCCCACAGUGGAUCAAUGGGAGCUUCUUGAGAAAUGGGCCUGGGAAGUUUGAGAUCGGAAACCAGAAGUUUAACCACUGGUUUGAUGGUAUGGCUCUCCUGCACCAAUUCAAAAUCUCUAACGGUCAGGUGACUUACAAAAGCCGCUUCCUGUCCAGUGACAGUUACCAAGCCAACAAGGAGCACAACCGCAUCACAGUGUCUGAGUUUGGGACUGUGACCAUGCCGGACCCCUGUAAAAACUUCUUCCAGCGCUUCCUGUCAAGAUUCGAAUUACCAAGUGAGCCUCUUCCCACAGAUAAUGCCAAUGUGAGCUUUGUGACCUACAAAGGUGAUUAUUAUGUCAGCACGGAAACCAACGUCAUGCACAAGGUGGAUCCUGAGACACUAGAGACAACCAAAAAGGUGGACUGGAGCAAAUUCAUUGCUGUGAAUGGAGCCACCGCACACCCUCACACUGAGCCUGAUGGAACAACCUACAACAUGGGGAAUUCCUACACCACCAAAGGAGCCUACUACAACAUCAUCCGAGUGCCUCCAACCAAGAAAACAGAAGAGGAAACUCUUGAGGGAGCCACAGUGCUGUGCUCUAUUCCUUCAGUGGACAAGACUAAACCCUCCUACUACCACAGCUUUGCAAUGUCGGAGAACUACGUGGUGUUCAUUGAGCAGCCCAUCAAGAUGGACCUGUUAAAGAUUGUGACAGGAAAGCUGAGAGGGAAAAGCAUCAGUGACGGCUUUUCCUGGGACCCAAAACUCAACACUAUCUUCCACCUGAUUCACAAGCAGACGGGGAAGGUAAGGCCUGGACCUUGAUAUCUCGCCAAGCCGCUGUCAACCUUCCACCAGAUCAACGCAUAUGAAGAAGACGGAUUCUUGAUCAUCGAUAUGUGUGCUUCAGAUGAUGGACAGGCAAUCACCAACUACAACGUCCAGAACCUGCGCAAGUCUGGAGAAGCUCUUGAUGAGGUGUAUAACACUUUGUGCAGAGUGUUCCCACGGCGUUUCGUGCUGCCUCUCAAUGUGGAACGUGAUACACCCUAUGACCAGAACUUGAACCGGCCCAACACAACAGCCACUUCUGUAAGAAUUGCCAAGAACAAGGUGUUCUGUACCCAUGAGGACCUCCAUGGAGAAGAUCUACAGCAAUAUGGUGGUCUGGAGUUCCCUCAGAUCAACUAUGCCAAGUACAACACCCACCCCUACCGCUACUUCUAUGGCUGCGGCUUCAGACACCUUGUAGGAGACACACUGAUCAAGAUGGACCUUCAUGGGAAACACAUGAAGGUGUGGGAACAACCUGGUCUUUAUCCCUCUGAGCCGGUCUUCGUACCCUCCCCCAAUGCCACAGAGGAAGACGAUGGUGUCGUCUUGUCUGUUGUCAUUACUCCAAAUAAGGACAAGAGUACAUUCCUACUGGUUUUAGAUGCCAAGACGUUCGAGGAGCUGGGGCGGGCUGUGGUCCCUGUUAACAUCCCCUAUGGGUUCCACGGGACAUUCAAUGCCACAGCUUAGACACGUGAGGAAGAAAUAAAUGAAGACAGCUCUGAUCUCACAUAAAUGGAGAGAAGUCAUGGCAGAUGUCAUACAUUGUAAAUAUCGUCUUUGAUGUUUUGUCUCUUUCAUACAUGAAAAGUUAGAGGUCUCUACAUGGGUAUGAAUGUAUAGUUUGCUUGGAUUGUUAUAUACAGCUAUUAUAUUAAGUUAUCUAAGUAAGCUGUUUUUUCUUUACUUUAAACCAUUUUUUGAAUAUUUCCAUUCAAGUACAUUUACAG
Messenger RNA from Toxotes jaculatrix (banded archerfish), 1818 nucleotides. RefSeq names its product beta,beta-carotene 9',10'-oxygenase-like. The record is from RefSeq and is a predicted model, not a curated record. Gene Ontology annotation, biological process: carotene catabolic process; retinal metabolic process. NCBI's taxonomy places the organism in Eukaryota, Metazoa, Chordata, Actinopteri, Toxotidae. Gene Ontology annotation, molecular function: beta-carotene 15,15'-dioxygenase activity; carotenoid dioxygenase activity. Gene Ontology annotation, cellular component: mitochondrion. The transcript is spliced from 11 exons.